AUGUUGAGCACGGUAGCAAGACGCGUUACACUCGUCAAUGCACAGACAUCAUUUAGACGACUCCUAGCUACAAGCUACAAGGGGCCACCAUUGUCUGACGAUGAUAAUACCAAUAAUAAUGACAUACACAAGAGAAACAAAAAGGAUCAAGCCACGUCUUCCUCCACUUCUUCCUCUUUUUCUUCUUCAUCAAAAUCACCAACAUCAAAGGUUCCACCACACAAGGAUGGAUUGUACUUUGGUCAGUUUACAAAAGAAGAAUAUGAAGCUGCAGCAAAAGCAAUCCGUGAACAAAUUGCAAAGUUGGAGAAUGACAUCAAAGGAGAUCACAAUAUUCGAGAAAAAUUAGGUAAAAUUGCUCAAUUCCCACAACGAAGCCCCGAGGGUGCUUCUCCAACAGAUAUCAAAAGUUUGUCAGAUUUUUUCCGUCAAACAAUUAGGUUGACUGGGCCGAUUCCAUUAAGUGCAUACAUGAGACAGUGUUUGACGCACCCGGAUUUUGGAUAUUAUACUACACGAGACCCACUCAAUUUGAAGACAGGAGAUUUUAUAACCAGUCCCGAAAUUUCUUCUGUGUUUGGAGAAAUGAUUGGAAUAUGGUUCUUUAACAUCUGGCAAACUUCCAAGGGGAAAACACCGCCUAAAAAUAUUAGAUUUAUAGAAUUCGGUCCUGGAAAGGGAACCUUGAUCCAUGAUGUGCUUCAUACAUUCAACAAAUUUGUCACUACUGUCAGUGACAUAAAGCCCAAAAUUGAAAUAGUCAUGAUUGAAGCAAGUCCCUUUUUAAGAAAAGAGCAACAGAAUCUACUUUGCGAUACAACAAAGGAAUUCAAAAAGAAUGAUGCGGGCUUUGAUACUUCAGUGACGAAAUGGGGAAAUGAUAUCAUUUGGGUGGAUACAGAAAAGAGCAUUCCCAAGGGAGGCAGUGGAAAAGACGGUAAUGGAAACAACAUAAAUGCUGAGGAUGACAACAGACUGGUGAACUAUAUCAUUGCACAUGAAUUUUUUGAUGCCUUACCAAUUAAAUCAUUUAUAAGGCAAGAAGAUGGAUGGAGAGAACUAGUAGUUGAGCAUACCCCAAGUGUAGACACCUCCUCGCAAUUGAAGUUGGAAACACGCCAAGAUCCUCAAACACAUUUUAUUUCAACCAGUGGUGGCCUGAGUAGACAAGAACAAGAACAAAAACAAAAACAAAAACAAGAACAAGAACAAGAACAAGAACAGCUACAAGAACAAUUAGAUACCGAAUUCCAUUUGAGUAUUUCUCCAAAAGAAACUCCAUCUUCGAUGAUUCCAAAGAUUAGCAAAAGAUAUAAAGAUUUGCCUGUUGGUACCAGGAUUGAGAUUUGUCCUGAUGCUGAGCUUUUCAUAAUGAAGAUAGCGCAAUUAGUCUCUGGAAAUGUGGAUGGUAGUGGUGGUGGUGGUGAUGCUGCUAGUUUUGGUGGACAAGAUGAAGGUGCUGCUUUGGUUGUUGACUAUGGUCCUUCAAGCGAAAUCCCUGAAAACACAUUGCGUGGAAUAUACCAACACAAGUUUGUUUCACCCUUUUACAAACCUGGCGAAGUAGAUUUAUCAGUUGAUGUUGAUUUCCAAAAUUUGAAAAACUUGACCGAAGCAGUAUGCAAUGUUUAUGGACCAAUUCAGCAGGGCGAUUGGUUACAUAAUAUCGGUAUCGGAUAUCGUGUUGAUCAAUUGUUGAAGAAAAAUGCUAAUGACGAAGAAAUGCAAGACAAAAUAUAUGGUGCUUAUAGGCGUUUGGUUGACGAUGAUCAAAUGGGAAAGGUUUAUAAAUUUAUGGCACUUUUACCUAAGGGUGCGCAAAAACCAAUUGGAUUUUGA
Molecule: messenger RNA, 1839 nt
Organism: Lodderomyces elongisporus
Lineage: Eukaryota; Fungi; Ascomycota; Pichiomycetes; Serinales; Debaryomycetaceae
Exons: 1
Coding region: 1-1839 (612 amino acids)
Biological process (GO): mitochondrial respiratory chain complex I assembly
Cellular component (GO): mitochondrion
Molecular function (GO): protein-arginine omega-N symmetric methyltransferase activity
Source: RefSeq, a predicted model, not a curated record